CCCCCCCCCCAACCUUCUGUUGUUGCUUAGUCGCAUCAUUCCAAACCAAAUCGCCACUCCUCGUAUCAAGGAAAACAACGCAGCAGCUGCGAAAAAAUUUGCGAGCUCUGAAGGGCCAUGCAAUUUUCUCCUAAAAGGGUUUUGUAGCAGAAUUUUACGGAGUACAAAAAUGAGGGACCCUGAUGUGACCAUGAAGCGGAAGAUUCCACGUUAUUGCAUUUCUUAGAAGCGUAGUUUUGUAAAUCUGUAGAUGGUGGUGGUGUGUAUAAGAAAAAAAAAAUUGAAGGAGGUGUUUUUUUCUUCAACUUUUUUUCCCUUGUUGAAGAAAACCUGGCGAGAUUGCAUAGCCUUCAACAUUGCAGCAUUUGGUGCAUCAAGCAAUGGGGGCUAGAUGGAACCCGCUUGGAUUCCAGCUCCCGUGUUAUUUGCUUUUCUUGUUUCUCGGUUUGCAAAUUCAGCAUUGUCGGUCUCUCAAUUCUGAAGGAUUUGCUCUGUUGAAAUUCCGUGAUAAGGUGGAUCUCGAUCCAUAUGGAGCUCUUGCAAAUUGGAAUGCUGACGAUGAUGACCCGUGCGAGUGGUUGGGUGUUCAUUGUGUGGAUGGUGAAGUUCAAAAGCUGGACCUGACUGGGUUUUCUUUGGAAGGGCUGCUGGCACCGGAGCUUGGAAAGCUUAGUCAAUUACGAUCUCUAAUACUUUACCAGAAUCACUUCUCUGGUGCCAUCCCCGGAGAAAUUGGAGACCUGACAAUGCUGGAGUUAUUGGAUUUGAGGGGGAAUAAUUUGACUGGAACAAUUCCAGCUGAAAUAAGCAAGAUGGUGUCUCUGAGAUUCUUGUUGCUUGGUGGCAACAAACUCAAGAGAACCAUCCUUAUGCGGCUUGAGGAGCUAAAUGUUCUUUCUAAGAUGCAGUCUGAUGAAAACUUCACAUUCGACAUGACCGCUGGAAAAGGAUGCCUGAAUAGAAAAGUUGGACUCCGCAUUUGGCAGAGCAGGUGGAAACAUCUGAAUAAGGCAGGUUCAUUCUUUUGCCCAAUGAGAGGAACUCUUUUGCGUUACCUCAACAUCUUGGGAUUCUCACAAUUCAGGUCUGCUAAGGAGUCCCCACACAGCCCUGGAGACAAUUUGCUUGAUCAUAUUGCUGAGCCAAAAAUGGUCCUAAACACGCAGAAUGGAUUUUCAUCACGCCGCAAGUUACUUGAACAGUCGAGUAAUCUCGCUGCCGCCCCUGUUGAUGUUGGGUCUCUCCCUUCGGAGAUCACGACUGUUCCAAUUACACGGAGUAGCGGGUCUUUCCCAGCUGUAACAAAUGGAAAGAAGAGACAAUCUAGUGCACCACCGGCCCCACCGCCUUCCCUUCCGAGCCCUCACUCUCAGAAUUCAUCCAAGCCUAAUAAUGAGUCCUCCCAAACUACUACUACAGAUUCUCCACCAAGUGGACUUUCUGAAGAAGCACAGAGAUAUAUCAUCAUUAUUGUUCCUAGUGUGGCCGUUUUGCUCAUCAUUUUCGCCUCCAUGUUCAUCUUCUGCCGAAAACAAGGCGUGGCAACCAUCGGUCCAUGGAAGACUGGAUUAAGUGGCCAGUUGCAGAAAGCAUUUAUUACAGGGGUCCCCAAAUUGAAUCGGUCGGAGCUGGAAGCUGCUUGUGAGGACUUUAGCAAUAUCGUCAGCACGGUUAAUGGAUGCACUGUGUAUAAGGGAACAUUGUCCAGCGGGGUUGAAAUUGCUGUUACCUCAGCUACGGCAAUUUCUUCCAAAGACUGGUCAGCAAGUGUAGAGAAAGCUUACCGGAAAAGGAUUGAUAUGCUGUCGCGGGUAAAUCAUAAGAACUUUGUCAACCUCAUUGGCUAUUGUGAGGAGGACGAACCGUUUACUAGGAUGAUGGUGUUUGAGUAUGCUCCGAACGGGCUACUUUUUGAGCAUCUCCACGUUAAAGAAGCAGAACAUCUAGACUGGACCACAAGGGUGAGGAUCGUCAUGGGAAUUGCUUACUGCCUCCAGUACAUGCAUCACGAUCUGAAUCCACCUGUGGCGCAUACCCAUCUUACUUCAUCAUCAAUAUACUUGACAGAUGACUAUGCUGCUAAGGUUGCGGAACAAGUCUGGUCAGGAUUUCUAUCAAAGUCGAAGAAUGCUGAUGAAGAUAAGUCGGAACAUUCUGAAUUGCCGCCUCCUGCCGAUCCAGAGACAGAUGUCUAUAAUUUCGGAGUGAUGCUGCUCGAAAUUAUUUCGGGAAAGCUCCCUUAUUCAGAUGAACAAGGACCUCUUGUCGACUGGGCUUCUCAGUAUUUGUAUGAUAAGAAGAGCACAGGCUGCCUCAUUGACCCUACCCUCAAGAACUUCAAGAAUAACGAGCUCGACAUCAUCUGUGAGAUCAUCAUUGAUUGCAUCAAACCAGAUCCGAGGCAGAGACCUUCGAUGAGGGAGAUCACAGGGAGAUUGAGAGAUGUGAUUGCUAUAUCACCAGACCAAGCGACCCCGAGACUGUCUCCCCUUUGGUGGGCCGAACUUGAGAUCUUAUCCGUGGAGGCAACCUGAGCUCCCAGAUUCUUUCUAUUCAGUGCCAAUUUUAUUUCACCGCUCGGACGUAUGCUUCUCACUGCUCAGAUCAAGCAAAAACUUUGGCAUUGAAAUAAGGUUUUGUCUGCAUUUUUUACAUCUCUCUGUGAUUCCACUUUUCUCUCUGAUUCUUCAUUCAUGAUGCUCUAAUACCGCCGCCACAUAAAUGGCGCACCAAGCUCGGGCUAUAUAUUACCAUCCAUAAUACGUAUAUCUGAUGUAUUCUUAUCUUAACAAUGUAACUUGCGAAAAAUUUGUCGGGUUUCUGCAUUUCCUUUUUCUUGUCAUUCCGGAGUCCCCGUCAACAGUGUAGAAACUUCGACUCGUAACUAUAUUGUAAUUCAUUCAUAUCUGGUUUGUAAAAAUGUUGUUUGAUUGAUGAAUUGUUUCCGAGCAUGUAUUAAAACAGUUUUUUAGACCUAAAUGGUCUUUACUAU
Molecule: messenger RNA, 2992 nt
Organism: Syzygium oleosum
Lineage: Eukaryota; Viridiplantae; Streptophyta; Magnoliopsida; Myrtales; Myrtaceae
Product: protein MALE DISCOVERER 2-like
Exons: 14
Coding region: 381-2534 (717 amino acids)
Biological process (GO): protein phosphorylation
Molecular function (GO): protein kinase activity; ATP binding; protein binding
Source: RefSeq, a predicted model, not a curated record